AUGACUCUUCGAUAUAUCCCGAGCCUUGCGGCUCAGUUCGAAAGGCUAUCGAUGGCCACGACUCCCAUUCGGCCGAUAAGUGCUCUCGCCACGCCUUUGUUCAGCAACAGAGCCUUGCCUGCGAAAAAUGCUGCCUCCACCUCCAGACGCCCAUUCUCAAGUACAGCCGCCAAUGCUGGAAAUUGGCUGUUGCCCACAAUGCCAGAAAAGAAGAGGUCACGUAAAGGUCGCCCUCGUGUGCCAACGGGCGGUUCAGCUCGAGGUACAACCAUGGUAUGGGGCGAUUACGGUCUACGGAUGAAAGAUCACCACCGUCGUGUCAGCGCAUCUCAGCUGAAGAUUGGAGAGGAUGCAAUCAAGGUCCGAUUAAAGGGAAUGCGGUAUCGUUUGUACAAAAGAGUUUGCGCCAACAUUGGUGUGUAUAGUAGCGGUAAUGAGGUCCGUAUGGGUAAAGGGAAAGGUACUUUCGAUCACUGGGCAUCCAGAAUUGCUGUCAGCAAAAUUAUUUUCGAAUUGAAGGGCGACAUACACGAGCAGGUUGCCCGAGAUGCAUUUCGAUUAGCGGCAAACAAGAUGCCUGGCAUGUACGAAUUUGUCAAGAAGGAUGAUCCACCUGUUGUUGGCAUUACAAAACUGGAUGGGAUUACGCUGGAGGAGUUGAAGAGACCUAGAAGAAAGACUCCUCUGGGUUCAAUACCCCCGGGCUCGACAGCUGAAACAAUGUCAAGUUCGACGUCUGCGUCUGUGUCGCCAGACGCAUAG
Amorphotheca resinae ATCC 22711 is the source of this 762-nucleotide messenger RNA. RefSeq lists its product as hypothetical. Gene Ontology annotation, biological process: mitochondrial translation. The transcript is spliced from 3 exons. The record is from RefSeq and is a predicted model, not a curated record. Bases 1 to 762 code for a protein of 253 amino acids. Gene Ontology annotation, cellular component: mitochondrial large ribosomal subunit; ribosome. Gene Ontology annotation, molecular function: rRNA binding; structural constituent of ribosome. NCBI's taxonomy places the organism in Eukaryota, Fungi, Ascomycota, Leotiomycetes, Helotiales, Amorphothecaceae.